This is a messenger RNA of Arvicola amphibius (Eurasian water vole), 1100 nucleotides long. It is a transcript of the gene Mmd, whose product is annotated as monocyte to macrophage differentiation associated. Gene Ontology annotation, molecular function: pore-forming activity. Lineage: Eukaryota; Metazoa; Chordata; Mammalia; Rodentia; Cricetidae. The coding region runs from base 233 to 949 and encodes 238 amino acids. The record is from RefSeq and is a predicted model, not a curated record. The transcript is spliced from 7 exons. Gene Ontology annotation, cellular component: membrane.
GCGGGAGGCUCCCGGGCCGUUUAAGCGGCCUCCCUCCCGCCCCCAGCCGCCUGCUCUGGCUUCGGCCCUGUGCUGACCCCCGGCGUGGCCCACUCCGGCCCUGCCCAGCUGCGCGGCUCCCGCCUGGCACGCCGGCGGCCUCGGGAGCGGCUCAAACCCAUGAGGCCCGCGCGCCCCUCCGCCGGUGCAGAAGAGACGGAGCUCCCGGCCCCCGCGGAGGAGCGGAGGAUCAAUGCGGUUCAGGAAUCGAUUCCAGCGUUUCAUGAACCAUCGGGCCCCAGCCAAUGGCCGCUACAAACCAACCUGCUACGAACAUGCUGCUAACUGCUACACACACGCACUCCUCAUUGUUCCGGCCAUCGUGGGCAGCGCCCUCCUCCACCGGCUGUCUGAUGACUGCUGGGAAAAGAUAACGGCGUGGAUUUACGGGAUGGGCCUCUGUGCCCUCUUCAUCGUGUCCACGGUCUUUCACAUAGUGUCCUGGAAAAAGAGCCACUUAAGGACAGUGGAACAUUGUUUCCACAUGUGCGAUCGGAUGGUCAUCUAUUUCUUCAUUGCUGCUUCCUACACUCCAUGGUUAAACCUCCGUGAACUUGGACCCCUGGCAUCUCAUAUGCGUUGGUUUAUCUGGCUCAUGGCAGCUGGAGGAACCAUUUAUGUAUUUCUCUACCAUGAAAAGUAUAAAGUGGUUGAGCUUUUCUUCUAUCUCACAAUGGGAUUUUCUCCAGCCUUGGUGGUGACAUCAAUGACUAACACAGACGGUCUUCAAGAGCUCGCCUGCGGGGGUUUGAUUUACUGCUUGGGCGUUGUGUUCUUCAAGAGCGAUGGCAUCAUUCCAUUUGCCCAUGCCAUCUGGCACCUGUUUGUGGCCACAGCAGCUGCCGUGCACUACUAUGCCAUUUGGAAGUACCUUUACCGAAGUCCCGCGGACUUUAUUCGACAUUUAUGACAAGUCUGUGCUAGGUCGUCCGAUCAGUAUUAUCUCUGUUGAGGCACUUGGGUCGGGGUAAGAGCUGAAUGUUGCACAGGGAAGAAGAAGAAGCAACUUGCACUGACUUGGUUUAAUGUUUUUGGACUCUAAUUACUGUGAAAGUAUAAAA